UACAUGCAUUUUUUAUCAGUUUGAUAAUUAACUAAAAUUUAAUUCGCAAUUUGCUCUACUUAGUUAAUUAAAUUAUUUUUGAAAUGGGACUUGAUAAUGAAAAUCCUACACUUUUUAUAAAAAUUAAAGAUAGAGAAAUAACUGAAACAGAUUAUGACGAUAAUGAUGUAGAAGAAAUCGACUCAAGAGAAAUAUUUGAUUUAAUUAAAGGAAUUACUGAUCCUGAACAUCCAUUGUCUCUGGAAGAGUUGAGAGUCGUUGAUCAAAGUUUAAUUGAGGUUGACGAUCUGAAUAAUAUAGUUAAAGUAUUAUUUACACCUACUAUUCCACAUUGCAGUAUGGCUACCUUGAUUGGACUUUCAAUUAAAGUAAGACUUCUUUGGUGUCUACCCUCUAGAUUUAAGAUAUCUGUUUCUAUAACUCCUGGUACACAUGCAUCAGAACAUGCUAUAAAUAAACAGUUAGAUGAUAAAGAAAGAGUUGCUGCUGCUUUGGAAAAUACACAUUUAUCAACAGUAUUACAUAAUUGUAUAGCUACUGCUUAAGUAUUUUAAUUAAAAAACAUUAUUAUGA
Molecule: messenger RNA, 573 nt
Organism: Daktulosphaira vitifoliae (grape phylloxera)
Lineage: Eukaryota; Metazoa; Arthropoda; Insecta; Hemiptera; Phylloxeridae
Gene: galla-2
Product: MIP18 family protein galla-2
Exons: 3
Coding region: 84-545 (153 amino acids)
Biological process (GO): iron-sulfur cluster assembly
Cellular component (GO): cytosolic [4Fe-4S] assembly targeting complex
Source: RefSeq, a predicted model, not a curated record